Messenger RNA from Erigeron canadensis, 1409 nucleotides. Its product is annotated as probable carboxylesterase 18. The coding region runs from base 56 to 1111 and encodes 351 amino acids. Gene Ontology annotation, molecular function: hydrolase activity. The record is from RefSeq and is a predicted model, not a curated record. Lineage: Eukaryota; Viridiplantae; Streptophyta; Magnoliopsida; Asterales; Asteraceae. The transcript is spliced from 3 exons.
AAUACUCACACUAGACUUCAAUUCAUCUUUCUCUCAAUAAUAUUAUUUCCUUUCAAUGGCCAAAACUACUAAACUCAAAACUCCCAAACUCAAGGAUGCCAAACUCGAUUUACCUUGUAAAACAAGGAUUUCCCUUGGUGUUAUUGGCAUAUAUAUUGACUUAUGUAUGAAAAAAGACGGAACAGUGUGGCGCUGGCUCGCUAACAUAUUUCCACCUAAGAACCCCCCAACGAGGAAACCCAUGGAUGGUAUCGACACAUAUGAUAUUGUUGUGGAUCCAACUACCAACGUGUGGUUCCGUGUAUAUGUCCCGACAACAGAACUCAAAAUUGAAGAUCUCCCACUGUUUAUAUACUAUCAUGGUGGCGGAUAUUCCCUCCUUAACACCGACACGAAGAUGUAUGAUGAUUUAUGCCGCCAGAUUUGUACUAAACUGCCAUGCAUUGUUAUCUCUCCCGAAUAUGGUCUUGCCCCAGAGUACAAAUAUCCUAGUCAAUUUGAUGAUGGAGUUAGUGUGCUGACCUUUCUGGAUGAUCCAGAGAACCUGAAAAAAAUUCUUCUGCCAAAUUUGAAUGUUUCUCGCUGCUUUAUUGCUGGAGAUAGUGCUGGCGGAAACCUAGCUCAUUUUGUUACUCUAAGAGCCACCCAGAUGCAGACCAAGUUUAAACAACUCAAGGUAAUUGGCUUGUUGGCGAUUCAACCAUUUUUUGGAGGAGAGGAGCGAACAAAUUCUGAAUCGGAACUUAGUGGAAAAGUACCUUUCUUGAACUUGAAAAGGACAGACUGGUUUUGGAAAGCCUUCUUGCCAGAAGGUGAAGGCUAUGAUCGCGAUCAUCCAAGCGUCAACGUAAGUGGCCCGAGGGCCAUUGACAUAUCCAAAGUGGACUUCCCAAAAACCAUGGUGGUUGUGGGUGGGUUUGAUAUUCUCAAAGAUAGGCAGUUGAGUUAUGCCCAGUAUCUGAAAAACGCUGGAACGGAAGUAGAAAUUGAAGAGUACCCAAACAUGUUUCAUGACUUUAUUACUUUUCCAGAGUUACCCGAAGCAGACCAGUUUAUUUCUCAAGCAAAGGAAUUUGUUUACGGGCUCUUUAAUAAGGGUAUUAAGAAAUGAUAGCAGGUGCUUGAAUGAAGCUGGGUAGAUUCAUGGCAAGUUGGAUUAGCGACCCGAAGACCUAUAGCCUAGCUUCAUUUCGAUUUAAAUAUGGGGAUUAGUGCAUUAAUGUGUACUAAGCUUUAUUGGCUUUGCUAUUGUGUGUAUUAUAUUGAAAAUUAAAAACUUUAUUGUGUGUAAUAAUGUGACAGCCGUCACCGAAACAUCUGGUUCCUUUGUACGCUUAUUAUGUUGUUGAUUGUAUCAAGAACAUGUACUUGUCAAAAUUAUCUAAAUAAAGCGAUGUUCGAUUGUUGUA